Eleginops maclovinus (Patagonian blennie) is the source of this 2299-nucleotide messenger RNA. It is a transcript of the gene cd226, whose product is annotated as CD226 molecule. Bases 179 to 1156 code for a protein of 325 amino acids. The transcript is spliced from 6 exons. Lineage: Eukaryota; Metazoa; Chordata; Actinopteri; Perciformes; Eleginopidae. Gene Ontology annotation, biological process: cytokine production; positive regulation of natural killer cell cytokine production; positive regulation of mast cell activation. Gene Ontology annotation, cellular component: external side of plasma membrane. The record is from RefSeq and is a predicted model, not a curated record.
AGAUCCUGCCCUGGUGUUGCAGUGCCCCUGUGAGUGCAGAACCUCACAGUGGGCUCCUUGAAGUGUGCCCCCUCCUCUCAGUAUUUGUAGUGUUCCUCUACAGACUGAGCAGCAGGAAGUGAAGCGCUGCGUCUCUCGUCUCAUCAAUGCAGCUUUCAUUCUCCCUCAGCGGGGCAACAUGGAGGCUGUACAAAAGCUCCACUGGUACUUCGUGGUACUCCUCAUUCUCCCUUUUCUUAAAGUUGCUGUCCCGCAGACGGAGGGGUCCACGGUGCGUCUUGAGGAGGGGAUGGUCCUCAGCUGCCUCUGCCCCUGGGACGGGAACCUCAGCAUGGUAUCCUGGACUAAAGUACCCGACAAGUCCGCCUUCGUCGUUUACAGCCCAGAGCUUGGAGUGCACUCCCCUCACCAGUACAGGGACAGGGUGGAGUUCCUGAAGACCACACAUAUGGAUGGAAGCAUCUCCAUGAGGAACGUCACGCACCAGGACAUCGGGGAGUACCACUGCUCCGUGCAGACCUUCCCUCUGGGGCCCUGGACCCGGAUGAUCCAGGUGGAGGACUUAGACGAGCCCCCAGAGGACAGCACGGAGGAAGAGGAAGGCUCAGACCCCCCCACCCCCAAGGGGACCAGGCCAGACACGGUGCUGGUGGCCGAGCCUGACAGCAACCUGACCAUCAGCUGCAACCACGAGCACAACGGCACCGUGUACCAGGUGGUCCUGGAGAGGAGCCCCCCCGGUCGGCUCUCGGACAUCAUCGGGGUGUGCAAGAGGGUGGAGGGGCGGCUCCUGCGGGAGGACUACAGCGACAGGGGCCAGGUGAGCUGCGAGGACAGCCUGGACAUCAGCCUGCACCUGACCGGGGUGGAGCCGGAGGACGGGGGCUUCUACCGCUGCAACUUCAGCACCGACACAGGGGUCAGGACCACCACUGUGCUGCUCACUGUGCCCCCCCCAGGGGGAUUCAGCCUCUCUGUGUACAUGAUGUAUGUUUACAUCGGGGCUGGGUCUGCGUUUCUUCUUCUCCUCAUCGUCAUCAUCGUAGUAGCAGUGAAGCGCAGUGUUAUUUUUGUACCUUUGUCAACUGAUCCACAGGAAGAAGAACCGCAGGGAGGAGUACCGGGUGAAGCUGCACCCCUCACAGAGACAGCCUAACAUCUAUGGGAACGUCCCAGCGUGCCCCAGGACAGUAAAGAAAGCCCGGCAGACAAAAAACAGCCCUGUUUAUGCCAAUCUAAAGACUAAACAGCCGCUGCACAAUAAGUAAAUAUGACAUAAUGUUCAGAGAAAGUAUUCAGACUUUUUUGCACUCUUUACUGUGUUGUAAAAGCAGCUUUCAAAGGAUAACAUUGCUUUUUUUCCCCCAUCAAUCUUCACUCAAUUGCUGAAAAUACUAAAACAAAAGCAUGCUCUUAGAGAUGUCUGCUCAUUGAUAAGAAUUAAAGAACUCAAAUCUAUCAUUUAAACUAAUAUUCAGCCCCUUUGCUGUGCAGGUGCAUCCUGUUUUGCUUUAAUUAACCUCGAAGAGAGUCUGCACCUGGGGCCAAUUGAAUUGAUCAGACAAAGGUUAUAAAGGGAUGCACAUGUGGGCACAACAGGAAGUCCCACAAGCCACGGUGCAUGUCAGGGUUUAGUUUAUAUUUUGUUGCAAGCAUUUAAAGACUAAAUGCUGUUAUCCUGGCACCAUUAAAAGGUUAAGAUAGUCCCAUUUAUGACACAAAAGGGAACAAAUGGUGCACUUUCUGCAGCCUCAGAGCAAAAACAAGCAUAUUGUAACAGACUCUGAUUUUGUAUUUGAUUUUUAUUUGAUCAGACUGACGCUGAUUAAUAUUCACCCUGUGGUUUAACAAGCCGCUGCUCGUGUCUCUCUCACAGCUGACAGGUUUGUUUGUGUCCAACACCGGCCUGCUUCCACUAAUCAAACGUAGUAUGUACUUCAUUAUCACUGCUGAGGAAAUAUUUGUUUGGGGGGGAAACAAUGUGCAGAAAGAGCAGACAAAAGCCUGUGAAAUCAUUCUCCUCACUCCCCUAACCCGCGAGUAAAACGCCAGACAAAAGCUGCUGUAAUUGCGCUCCUUUCACUUCCAUCCCUCCUGGUUCUUCAUUGAACGCUUCACAAUGGUGUCUAAUCAUCUAAUGGAUAGGAAGUCAGCACUGUACAUCACUGGAGAUGUGUGUGUGUUCCCCCAGAGGGAUCUGUGUGUAGGACGCACUCUUAUUGUGAAACUCUAAUUAGAUGUGCUACAGCUGUGUAUUGAUGAAUGUGUAAUUAAAAAACAAAGAGUGGUUUUGUGAUGA